AGCAGCUUCAAUAACAUCCCUUCAUCUCUCACGCACUCAUUCAGCAAUGCCCGAUGGCGGCGCUACUCAAUUCAUGUAGCUCAUCUUCGUCAUCAUCUAGCUACUCGCAUGGCGCGAGGGCAAAGACGCCGCUAAGGGCGAGAAAGAUCUUGAGGGCCAUGGACGCUGGGUUUGAGAGGAGUAGGAGAAAGGCUGAAGAGGAGGCUCAGAAGGAGGGAAAGGGCAAAGAGAGGGCGUCAGAUUGCGGAGAGAAGGAGACGAAGCAACAGCCGAAUAUUGUAGAGCCUCCCAAGGAGGAGGCGAAUACAGUUUCAACGGCGCCACCUCUGAAACGCCGCCCAUCCUCACGGCCGCGGCAAGCUUACCUAGCCAAGCUGGCUGCUCAGCAAAAGGAUGGAGAGCACGACGCCAACGGCGCCGAACCGUCUCGUGAUGCUCACGACGUCUCUGCGAAGGCAUCAACAUCCUCGACGAUGCGUCCACCACCUGUAUCCCUCUUCUCCUCUCGCUCGAAAGACCAGUUGACCGCCCUCACAAGCAAGACUGCCCUGGCCGACUCUCGCAAUCCUAUCACUCACUCUACCACAGGGCACGGCACGAUGCACUACAAUUCCUCGUCGACGGGCCACCAGGUAGCCAACCGCGUAGGUGUGGCCACCCCCUCUGGCGCACCAGAGGGUUGGUGGGCUACUCGCACUCGCAAACUCAGGCACCAACUACUGACGGACCAUGCCAAGCAGUCGGACCUCUUUCGGGGCUGUAAAGUGUACAUCAAUGGGUACACGGGCGAGUCCGUUGGGAACAAGGACCUGAUGCGACUCAUCACCCUGCAUGGCGGUGAGGUCCAUUUUCUUCCUCACGGCGGUACUACGCAUGUGAUCAGCGAGAUGCAAUUGAGCGCAAAGAAGCGCGAGGAGAUGCUUCAGCUCAAGGCGGGAAGAGUAAAGCGCUUUGUGCGGGUGGAGUGGGUGUUGGAUUCAAUUGAGGCUGGCAAGAGGAAGCCGGAGCACCUCUACUCGCACGGGACAGAGACGCAAAGGGGAAUUGGAGAGAUGAUGGGUGGGAUUACGAAGCCGGUCAAAGGAACGACGCCCUUUGUGGCUUCUGCUGGGCAGCAGGCCAAGCUGGCCUCGUCAGUUGCUCCAAGCAUCGUCGUAAUCUACACGCUUAACGAGGCGGCUCUCGUCUCUCUCUGGCCCUGCACUCCCGCCAUGUCGUCAUCGCCACCCGACUCGACACCGGUGAUUCCCAAUCGCCUGCCGGUGUUGCCACUUCCUUAUCCUUUGGUGCUGCAUCCCUCGCUGCUCCUGUCCAUCCCCUUGUCCUACGCCCAUUCGCUGUCCCUCCUCAAAGCAGCCUUGCAGGCGACGGACAACAAGCCGGCUAGCGAUGACUCGACAUCGUCGCCACCUCUAGACGCCUCGAAGCCCAUCCUAGUGGCGUGCAUCCCGACUCUCAAACCUCAGCCACCCAGCACAAAGGCAAUCAACAAUAGCGACAAGGAUGGAUCGUCAACACCAACGACGCCUUCGGUCAAGGUCAACGAUCUCCACGAAUGGGGCGUUGUAGCUCGCCUGAUGCGCAUGACCCGCCAACCAGCCACCGAGACUUGCAUCCUUACAGUCACAGGCCUCGCACGCAUCCGCGUCGAUCGUUGGCUCUCUAUGCGCGCACCUCUGACCAGCACAGCACUCGAUCAAGCACGCAACAUCACCGUGCCCGACGUACCCGUACCACUGGCAGCUUGCACUACCUUUAGCGAUGAUGCAGUCUACCCUGGUGCUGGCAGCGGGCCCACUUCGCAUCGAGAGCAUAUUCAUGCUCUGCGAGUCAAUGCAAUGGAGCUCCUCGACGCAAUCAUGAGCUUGCACACCACCACCGGAUCGGCAGCUGUCUUUGGAUCCACGGCAAUCCCGCUCAUGCCACCUGCCCUCAUUCGCAAGAUCCGCACCUUUGUGCGUGAAGCUCGCGACUCGCAAGCUCCACAGCUCGCAGACGUCCUCGUUGGUUCGCUGGGGGGCGCCUGCGAGUGGGCAGAUCGCCUCGCCAUCCUGUCAGAGUACGAACAGUGGGAGCGUGUACGUCAUUCGGCGCGCGUCCUCUCCAUUGGUGCAGCUCGUGUCCGACUGGCCAGGGAUCUACUCACAUCCCUGGCUGCCCCGCUCAAUGAUAGCGCAAAGGAGACGCUCAUCCGCUCUCAGCUCGAGGCAUUGCUCGCUCAGUUGGCCGCUCUCAAUCCAAACAUCUCCGCAAAGAUCACCACCAGUUCAGGAUCAUUCUCGAUCAACGGCUCCUCGUCCGACAACAAGCCCGGUAGUGGAGUUGGCGGCAUCAUUCGCAUUCGCGCGCCCAAUGGCAAGCCUUCGUCAUCAGGCGACAAUGGUCCCCGCCCACUAGUCAGGAGCGGCGGCAAUCCCUUCCGUAGCAUUACUGGCGGUGGGCCCCCGACCGGCAGAGGCGCCCCGGGCGGUGGUGGCAACGAUGACAACUCAGAGGAAGAAGAUGAAGUCGCCGAGCUGACACGCAAGCUCGAGGCUGCGCAGCUCACCCCGGAGGCGCGCAAAGUCUGCGACCGAGAGCUCAAGCGCCUCGCACGUAUCCCGCCACAGAGCGUUGAGCGUGGCGUCCUCAUCUCGUACCUUGAAGUGAUGGCGGACCUGCCGUGGGACAGGGUUUCGGCUGAUUUGAACAAAGUCAAGGUACCUGAGCGAAACAAGCAGGCCGCUCAGCAGGACGGUACCGCCCGCGUCACAGGCCACGACACCCUCACGGAGUCUGCCUCGCGUCAGGGGGCCUCAGACGAAGGCAUCGUAGCACGUGCUCGUCGUAUUUUAGACGAGGAUCACUUCGGCAUGGAAAAGGUCAAGAAGCGUCUCGUAGAGUACUUGGCCGUCUUGGAGCUCAAGGAGGCUCAGGCGCGCGAGAAGAUCGAAAAGGAAGAGCAGGCUAAGCAGCAAGCUGGCGAGCAGGUCGACAAGUCGAUCAAGACGAUCAGGCCUGCACACGAGGAUGCCGCUGGCACCGAGAUGCAGUCAGAGGGCGGAGAAGAAGAGAAUGCUACUCCUGGCUCCUCCAACCCGGAGGCAGACAUGAUUCGCAAGGUUCGCCGAGCUACUUCCAGCGACAAGGGCCCCAUUCUCCUUCUAGUCGGCCCUCCGGGCACCGGCAAGACCUCAAUCGCCCGCUCCCUCGCCACUGCCCUGCGUCGCCCCUUUACACGCCUGUCUCUGGGCGGUGUCCGCGACGAAGCCUCUCUGCGUGGUCACCGCCGCACGUAUGUCGGCGCCCUGCCCGGCGAGAUCGUCAGCUCCCUCCGCAAGGUAGGCGUGUCGGACCCUGUCCUCCUACUAGACGAGGUCGACAAGCUGGGAAGCGGCAACGGGCUUCAUGGUGACCCCUCGGCCGCAAUGCUCGAAGUACUCGACCCAGAGCAGAACAACAGCUUCACGGACCAUUACAUCGGCUGCCCCAUCGACCUCUCCCGCGUCCUCUUCAUCGCCACGGCAAACACGCUCGAUACCAUUCCGCCACCGCUGCUGGACAGGACUGAGGUGAUCCAGAUCUCGGGGUACACGCACGAUGAGAAGGUGCACAUCGCCAAGAGCUACCUGGUGCCCAAGGCGAUCAAGGCCGUCGGGCUCAAGAGCGAGGAUGUGCAGCUCGGCGACGACGUGCUGCUCAAGAUCGCCAUGUCCUACACGCGCGAAGCAGGCGUGCGCUCACUAGAGCGCUGCGUCGCCACGGUGGUGCGAGGGAAAGCUGUCGAGUAUGCAGAGCAUCGCAAGGGGCAGCGCGACUCGUACUCUCCCGUCGUAAAGGUGGAAGACCUGCGCACCUACCUCGGCUUGGAGACCUACGAGCCAGAGGUCGCGCAAAGGAAGGCCAGGCCGGGGACGGCUACUGGUCUGGCAUACCAAGGGUCGGGAAGUGGCGGGUUGCUCUUUAUUGAGACGUUGCUGCUUCCGCCCGGCAACGGCAGCCUCAAGCUCACCGGCUCCCUCGGCGACGUCAUCCGCGAAUCGGCGCAGCUUGCCCUCUCCUGGGUACAAGCUCACGCCCACCAUCUCGCCAUCACCAGCAGCGCUGACGCGCCGUUCCCAAAGAACGACGUACAUGCCCACCUACCUGGCGGGGCGAUACCAAAGGACGGCCCGUCAGCUGGACUGGCAAUCGCCUGCGCCUUCGCCUCCCUCUACACGCGCACGCCCAUCCCGCCUACGGUAGCAAUGACGGGGGAGCUCUCUCUACGGGGUUUGGUGCUGCCAAUUGGCGGUGUGAAGGAAAAAACCCUUGGAGCUCAUCGAGCCGGUAUCAAGCUGUGUAUCCUCCCCGCUCGUAACCGUAAGGAUGUAGAGCACGAUGUGCCCGAGAACGUCAAGGCGGAGAUGGAGUUCAGGUACGUGGAAAACGUCUGGCAGGCCCUGCAAGAGGUGUUGGGCUUCCCGGCUGACGAGAUCUGGGGUGGAGAGGAUGGGGGAGAGGGCAAAGGGUUGGAUGGAGAGAGGAGAAGGAGGUGGAUCGAGCAGGGCGAGAUGGGGAGGUUACAGUCGCGCGUCACUACGCCACACUCGUCGGCAUCGCACAGCAUCAGCCUCGCCCACCUCGCCACGAUUAGCCUCACCAAGCUUAGAUCUCUUCCUGCUUCAACCGCUACCUCCUCAUGGCUGCCCAAGAUGCCACGCGCAUCCUCUGGGAACUACCUGACGGACCGAUCGUACCACUUCGCUCGCACCAAGCCCUUUCCACCCGUUGCUGAGCCUGUCUCAGAAGAGGUCAAGACACGCGCCAGGGGUGGCAACGUGGCAGACAAGGACAAAUGGCUCAAGAGCUUGGAAGCAGAAGACUAUGAAAAGAGCCUCUUAAAGGUGCUCAUCGAGGAACUCGAGAAGGAGGUCGGCUUAGGCAAGAAGCUGCUUCCAACAGAUCGAGAGCUUGUCGUCGCCGCCUUCACCAUCGCUCGAGGGGCUUGGAGGAUGGCCAAGACCCACUACAAGGGACCACGCAAGAGCAGCUACACGACCAACGCCGCCGACGCAUGCUCUUCUUCCUCAUCGCAACCCUCGUCUUCCGCCCCAUCGCCCUUUUCAGCCAAGUCUGCUACUGGCCGUCCCGUUCUGAAGUACGGCUCCUUUGGGCGAUUCGGCUCGGAGAUGAAGCACAAGACCAGCACGCAGUACGACUUUACCCCGGAGGUCACAGCACUGAUGAAGCAAACGACGCCAAAGGGACAGCCCUUCGAGGUGGUCAUGGAGUGGAAGGACGGAUGCGGUAGCGCCGGUCAUUACCGAGGCAAAGUCGGACUUCCCCGGCACUGCUAUGCUUGUGACAAGGCGACUAUGGUCGACUUCCUCGAGGGCUUGCUCUGCUGGUUCGUCUAUGGCUACGACGAUGAAGACGGCAAGCCGGCCUAUCACAAAUACUGGGCCCCAGACGUUGUCGCGAUGUGCAGAGGCGACAUGACGCCUGUAGGUCGUCUGAUCGAGGAUAUGGAGGCAGGCCACGCUCAACGACUUUUCGAAGGGCUUGCCAGUCUUGUCCUUGCGGGUAUGCCAGUCCAACGUUACAAGUUCUUGCGCGGUCUGGGAGAGGCUGCCGUUUGGAUGGAGGCGGCUGGCAGCACCACGACGACAGCCACCACCAUCACCCCCUCCGCCAUCGUCAGCAACCCCUCCAGCGGCGGCAGUGAGAGCUGGAUCGAGCCCUUCGAGCUUCCCGGCAGCGAGAUCAAGGCGAACAUCAUCAAGAAGCACCUGUUCUUUGAUGUCGCGCACUCGGACGCAGCGAUUGCCUCAAACCCGAGCAGCCUCUCUGUACAGUCGUCUACUGAGGGCAUUCAGCCCAGCAGCAAGUCUGUCCAGAGCAGUAAGGCCAACCAGGGGCAAGGUCGCAGCAAAAGGGCGCCCGAGGAGGCAGAAGCGUCGACGUCGCAGAGCAAGAAGCACAAGGGCACCUUCAAGCGCAAGAAGAGGGACUGGUGCUGCUUGUGCCUAAGCCGCUGCGUCGAGGCCGUCAAGAGGGGCGAGCGCGUGCCGAGACAGCCUGGCGAGCCGUGGAAGAAGUGGUCGAGCAGCCACUACAGUGAGCACCACGCUGGCCACAAGGACUGCCCAGGGGAGGCGUGGGACGAGUGUGACGGUGAGAGGUUCGCAGACGUAGACAAGGAAGACCCCGAGGCGGUCGACCACCACCUCACCCACCACCACAGCUCGAAGGAGUGA
Messenger RNA from Jaminaea rosea, 6218 nucleotides. RefSeq names its product ATP-dependent protease La. The coding region runs from base 54 to 6218 and encodes 2054 amino acids. Gene Ontology annotation, cellular component: peroxisomal matrix. Gene Ontology annotation, molecular function: serine-type endopeptidase activity; ATP-dependent peptidase activity; ATP hydrolysis activity. Gene Ontology annotation, biological process: protein targeting to peroxisome; protein processing; protein catabolic process. The transcript is spliced from 7 exons. The record is from RefSeq and is a predicted model, not a curated record. Lineage: Eukaryota; Fungi; Basidiomycota; Exobasidiomycetes; Microstromatales.